CGGAGGUGAGAGAGAGGUUUAAGACCGCGUGCUUGCUGUGCUGGUUGCUUUGUGCUGCUUAUUUCUUGUCCUUUCUUCCUUCGGACAUCCAGCAAGUACGAGCCGUGGAAGGCCUCCUUUGCUACUCGACACAGUCCGCCGAUCGAUCCAAUUCACCAUUUUUUCACCCGAGCCUCCGCACACGAUGACCUUCGCGCGACACGUCUUCUCGCCGGAGCCGUCCGCGAUGCAACUCGUAUACGGCGACAACGAUACCGCCGGGUUCCUCAAUUUGCUCUCCUCGUUCCAAGCGCUUGUUCUCAAGUCCGCGCUCUUCAUCUCGAUGCAUAUCUUCCUGUUCAUCUUCACCCUGUCGCGGGGAGAAAAAGGGCAGGAGCAGCAGCCUCGGCAACGAGGUUUCUCUUGGACAGCGAAGGAGCAGCACAAUUUCGGGCAGAAAAACGCGCCUGCGGAGGCGAUGCCAGGUGCUGAUAUCCUGAAGCACGGGAGGAAAGACAGCCUGUUCUCCUGAGCUUGUUGUGUGAUUGGAGUGCUAAGAAUACACCUUGAGCAAGGGAUGCGUAGAAAAUUUAUUCGUCUCCAAGUAUCAUUCAUGGAUCGUUCCGCGUCGUUUACGAGGUCGUUGAUAUUCCUUGGCGCGUGUCAUCGGAAUGCAUGGCGAGAAGAGAUGGACUUCGUAAACAUUGGUUGUUGUAUUGGCGCACGGCGGAAGGGGCAGUGAAAGAUUGUGGAACGUACAUCCAUGGUGUAGCGACUGCGCACAUGAUGAGUGGGUGACUGCAAGAAAGUGUUACCUUGGCUAAACUCCUUUGGUUGAGAGAUUUGAACGUGCGCACGCUGAACCAGGUGGUUGGAAUUUGCGUUAUGUAUCGUGUACUCAAG
Aplosporella prunicola CBS 121167 is the source of this 882-nucleotide messenger RNA. RefSeq lists its product as uncharacterized. The record is from RefSeq and is a predicted model, not a curated record. The transcript has a single exon. Lineage: Eukaryota; Fungi; Ascomycota; Dothideomycetes; Botryosphaeriales; Aplosporellaceae. The coding region runs from base 185 to 511 and encodes 108 amino acids.